Molecule: messenger RNA, 2358 nt
Organism: Xenopus tropicalis (tropical clawed frog)
Lineage: Eukaryota; Metazoa; Chordata; Amphibia; Anura; Pipidae
Gene: carmil2
Product: capping protein regulator and myosin 1 linker 2
Exons: 25
Coding region: 158-2263 (701 amino acids)
Source: RefSeq, a predicted model, not a curated record
GAGUUAAUUUAUUUAAAUGUAGAGUGCCAAAGAACAGUGGGAAGAUUGCUCUUCCUGUUCUAACCUGAUUUCCUUUGUUCACAAACCAUAUACUCAUGAAUAGGUGGAGACAGCGCGGGGUCUUCCUGUGCAGAUUAAGAAUACACAACAGAAAUACAUGUUACAUUUAAAUUCAGAUACAUCUUCAGAUAUGUCAGACGAACUUCAAGCCAUCAGUUAUGAAAUGCAAGCAUGUAUUGUGGAUUUUAUGGAACCCAGUGAAAUUGUGUUAAUGAAACCUGUUCAAAUGAAGAUGAAAACAAAAUCUGAAGACCUUGUCGUGGUAUUGACACCUUGGAGAGCAUUUUUACUAUAUUUGGAACAUCCCCUUAGAGUUCAAACUACUUUCAGCUACCUGGAAAUAAGUGACAUUGAUAUUCAAGAUCCCAGUCUUGUAGUGAUACAUACAGAUCCUUGUUUGUAUCAAUUUAGAUUUAUGUCUUCUGAAGACCUGGAGCAAGUAAUUUUUCAUGUUGCUACUUCCAUUAAAAAAGUAUUUCCAGAUUCUUCACCUGGAAAACUGAUCAGAAUGACAUGUGCAGAUCACGAAGAGAAAUACAAAAGAAUUGAAGACUCUCUAGAAAACAUUACACAAAAUAACCAAGGACCAUGUGGUGGUUUUUCCCAGACAUACGCUGCUUUAUGCGAUUACAAUGGAUUUGUUCUACGAGAAGAGGUUCAGUGGGAUGUGGACAACAUAUAUCAUAGACAGAACAUCAGAGAAUUUAAUAUACUGGAUUUCAGUCACCUGGAUACUACUGACAUAGCCCUGACUGUGGCCUCUUUAUCAUUUAACCAAUGGUUUACAAAAAUUCACUGCAGAGAUUUCAAAUUGAGGCUUGAGAUUUCAGAACAAAUUUUGUAUGUGAUCAAUAGAUCCUUGAAACUGGAGGAGAUUGUUUUGGAAAACUGUGGUCUGAAAUGUGAAUUUGCUAUCAAGAUGGCUAAAGCAUUGGAUAACAACCCUGGUUCUGUUCUUCACACCUUUAAUCUUUCAGGAAAUAAUAUAGACGACAGAGGAAUAAAUGCAUUCACCCAAUAUUUUAACAAAAAUCAUAAACCAGUAAAGCAUCUUAAUAUUUCCAAAACAUCGAUAACAUCAAAAGGAGUGAACAGUUUAUUCCAGUCAUUUGUUUCUCAUGAAACGUUUGCCAAUUCCAUUUGUCAUCUUGACCUUUCUGGGAAUCCUGGGAUUCUUGCUACAGAAGAUGCCAUUAGUUUCUAUAAUUUUCUUGAUAAUUGCAAAUCAUUGUGUCAUCUUAAUCUGGCUGGCACUGAUUGUGCUCUGGAUUCUCUUUUUGGGCCUCUGCUGCAUGGCAGCUGUUCAAGACUGUCAUAUCUGAAUGUCUCCAGAAAUGUAUAUACACACAAAAAAAUCAAAGAUAUUCCUCCUGAAGUUUCACAAUUUUUUAGCAAGACCUUGGCCCUUAAGCAUCUCAAUUUGUCUGGAACAAAAAUACCUUCAGAAAUGUUAAGAGAGAUUUUACAUGGAUUGUCAACAAAUGAUAAAAUCAGAAAUCUGCAUAUGGAUCUUAGUGAUUGUGAGCUCCGGUCAUCAGGUGCCCAGGUGAUACAAGACAUGAUCUUCGAUAUAAACUCACUGAGCAGCCUUGAUUUAUCCAAUAAUGGGUUUGAUUCUGAUAUGGUAACACUGAUUUUAUCAGUUGGCCGAAGUAAAUCCAUAAAGCAUGUCUCAUUGGGAAAAAAUUUUAACAUUAAAUCUGGCACUGCUGUGGCUGACAUCAUUCACCGAAUUGUCCAACUAAUUCAAGAUGAAGACUGUACAAUUGAAUCUCUGUCACUGGCUGACUCCAGGCUGAAAUCAGAAAUAAACAUUCUCCUAAAUGCCUUAGGAAAGAAAAACAACCUCCGAAAGAUUGAUAUUAGUGGUAACGGUAUGGGGGACAGUGGUGCCAAACAUCUAGCAAAAGCCUUACAACUUAAUACACAACUUAGGAUGAUUACAUGGGACAAAAAUAAUACAACAGCGAAUGGAUUUCUUACUUUAGGCCAUGCAUUGGAAAGGAAUUAUACAUUGCGUUUCAUGCCUCUGCCUUUGAGUGACAUUUCACAAGCGUAUCGUAUGAAUCAAAGUAAAACCGAGGAUGCUUUACACCUGAUUCAAAGUUAUCUUCUAAGGAACAAUCAUAUCAAAGAAAAUGUGGUUAGAAAGGUGAAUGGAUUACAUAAGGAAAUAGCAUCUACUUUGCCCCUAAAGUUAUAAAUACCACACACAGAAGAGUGAAAAUUCACCUAGGUAUGAAGAAGAGAUAAUCGUCCAAGCAAUUGAUAAAAUAAAAAAUGGACAUGUAAACAAUG